ACGACGGGCCACGUGAUCAAAUUUACCACGAUUUUUUGAAACCGAGUUUUGUAUAAAAGGACCGCCGGUUGAUACAUCCAGCACAAGCUUUCUUACUUUCGACAAGUAAACGAAGCAACCUACAACCCAAUCAACAUGUUCAAGUUGGCUGUUCUCGCCGCCAUUCUGGCCGUCGCUACCGCUGCUCCCGGUGGUCUUACUGGCAUCGUCCCGGACCACGCAAUUGGACCCAUCCAGGCUCCUCUGGUCUUGGGUGCCGCUGUAGCAGCCCCCGUUGCCCACGUUAUCAGCCAGCCCGUUGCCCCCAUCGUCCGCACUCCCGCGAUCGUCACCAAGUCCGUCCUCACCGCCGCUCCCCUGCCCCUCCUUUCUGCUCAUGGCUCUUUGCAUUAAAUGACGGACUAUACUAUCUUACCACCACCAACUCACGACGAGACAGCCCCCUAGAAAAGCACACCACACACCCCCACUUCUCCUGCGUAAAUCGUCCCACCUCUCCACCUAAAAGCAACAAAGCGAAGGAAAGAACCGCAGCACGAAGAAAGAAGAAAACAGGAAACGCAAAAUUUCUCUUCCCCUGCCAUCUCUCCGCAUCAGGAUGACAUCCGGACAUCGGACGUUCCACGUGCGCGCGUCGCCCACGGCGAAACGACGCGGAGGACAUUAGACGAGGGCCCACGGCCCGGGCCUGGCGUCCCAAUCGGCUAGUCUCUUUCCCUUCGGCGCAAUCGCGACUUUGGAUCAUCAAUGUAAUUCGGACAUUCGCAUCUCAAUCAUUUUGUACCAUCAUCCAGGACCCCUCCCCUUUGGCCAUACGGAAUUUUGAAUAAAAUUUUAUUUAAAAAAUAUC
This is a messenger RNA of Hylaeus volcanicus, 850 nucleotides long. RefSeq lists its product as uncharacterized. The record is from RefSeq and is a predicted model, not a curated record. Bases 136 to 393 code for a protein of 85 amino acids. Lineage: Eukaryota; Metazoa; Arthropoda; Insecta; Hymenoptera; Colletidae. The transcript has 2 exons.